Molecule: messenger RNA, 1680 nt
Organism: Notodromas monacha
Lineage: Eukaryota; Metazoa; Arthropoda; Ostracoda; Podocopida; Cyprididae
Source: the annotation of a GenBank genome assembly
AUGGGAAUACAUGCACGGAGACAAAUAAAGUAUUAUUCUUCUCACGGAAAUUAUGAGAAAGGUCGAGGCGGAUUCGUCGCCAAUUGUUAUUUCCCGAGUUCGUAUCGUGUUCUCGUCACCUCGGAUCUAGACUUUUCUUGCAGGGACGCGACCCGAGCGUUCGUCACCGGCGACUUUUCGCCCGAAGGUUUGAUCGAUGACGUGGAUGGCCUGUCUGAUGCGGAUCUCCGCGGACUCGACGAAUGGUCCAAGUUCUACGAUCGGGAAUACAGCUAUGUUGGGAAACUGAGUGGACGAUAUUACGAUGCGAAAGGACGCCCGACAGCUUACCAGAAACAGUUCACAAAAAACCUGCGGAAGGCCUUUCAGUCCAAGGAUGCCGAGGAAAGUUUGCGCAAAAUAUUCCCGCCAUGCAAUUCCGAAUGGAAACAGGAUUCCGGCGGCCGGGUUUGGUGUUCCGAAAGGAGCGGCGGUGUUGAGAGGAGUUGGGCCGGAGUGCCGAGGAAAUUCUUUGAGCCGGGAACUGGGAAAUUCCGGUGUGCUUGCGUGAAGAACUUCGGGGAGCCGCUGUUCGGCGGCGGUGGAGCUGAUGACGUCGGCGAUCUCAGCAAUCCAAAUUUGAUGGAGUACGAAGGGUGUGCCAAGGACUCUGUGUCAUGUCAGCUGCCUAAAAAUUGAUCCUCAGUGAGCUUAUCUAAUAUCAAUGAUAAAUACCUUGGCUUCGUGGUAUUAUUUUUGAAUACAAAGGCGUGUUAAAUGGCAAGUAUGUAGCGAAGCGGAGGUUCUCACGAGUCGUUGUCGUCAUUGAUGCUCUCAACGGAGCCCCCUUCAGGAUUUAUUUCCCAUGGAGAAGCUCCCGUAGGACUGAAGGAUUUCUAAAAUUCGAUUCAUGUAGCUCAGAAAAAUCGUAAGUUCAUAUCUCCUACUAAGUGUCAGCCUACAAUUGGGAGUUACAAAUCUCCGAAUUUUCUUGAUUUCUGAAUGGAUAGGCCGAGUGGUGCACAAGUUGAGAGCCUAUGUUUUAUAUAAAUCUGUACUCAACUGCCUUCGAAAGGAUUUUGUUCAUUCAUGGAAGCCAUACGUAUUCUGUACCCGAAGGGUUGUCUUGCUCAUCCGUUCCAUUCUCUCGUGAGAAAAGCUUGAAGUGCAUGACGCACAAGUUGAUGUGUGGAUUUUUUUUCAAGUGAACGAAGAGCUCAUAUUUGAUAUCCUGUGCCAAAUGUUGAAACGAUGCAUUCCUGUUGUUUGUUUUUUGCCUGGAUUGUGGGAUUUGUUAUGGGAGCUCCUAAGCGACCGUUUGCCAGCGCGAAGUUGGUCUGAUGAAUGCAGUUCGCGUAUGAUUGGAAAAGGAAAUGUUCGUUCAUCAGUGAUGCAUAGGUUAGACUUGGAUAAUGACUAAACACUUUUGAAUUCCGUAUUUCUGUUGCAGAAAUAUUUGAGACAUUUUGAUCGCGUUAUUGUGAAAAAUAUCGUAUCGGCGGGUGUGCUAUGUUGGGAAAAUGAAUUGACUGUCAUCCUUGGCACUGGAAGAAUUCACAGGCGAAAUGAGUUGCGCUGUGAAUUCCCUAGUGCCAACUAAGACGGCAAUUCUGGCUUCUCCCAACUGAAAAUCUCCCCGGUUUGAAGCGUGAUUUCGGGUGAAGUGUGAAUUUCUUUAAUAAAAGCAUAUUUUGUAUCUUC